AUGGCCUAUCACAAAGUGAAUGCAGACCAGAGAGCACAGGGGCACUCUCCAUACCUUGACAAUGAUGAGCUCCAAGCCACAGCACUGGAACUGGAAUGGGACAUGGAAAAAGAACUAGAGGAGCCUGGCUUUGACCAUUUCCGACUGGAUGGUGCGGUCCAGCAUCACUUGGGAAACUCACAGAGCCCUGACCUUGAUCUCGAACCCAUCCAGCCUUCAUCUUCUCCAAAGGGAAGAUUCCAGCGGCUUCAGGAAGACCCCGACUACAUUUCACACUAUACAAGACAGGCACCAAAGAGCAACCGCUGCAGUUUUUUUCAGAUACUGAAAAUAUUUUGCACUGCUUUGAUUUUAUUUAUUUUUGGAAUUGUGAUAGGAUAUUACAUGCGUAAGAAAUGCCCUUCUCCCCCAACAUCUCAAGAGCCAAAUAACCCUCAUAUCUACCAUGAAAUUCUCAAGGAAAUCAAAGCUGAAAAUAUUCAACAGAUUUACAGGAAUUGUGUACAGAUUUUCCCUAGAGAAGAUGAUGUAGACAUUGCAAUGAAAAUUCUGGUUCAGUGGAGUUCCCAAGGCCUUGAAGAUGUCCGGCUGGUAAAUUACUCUGUUUUGCUUGACCUACCGGGCUCUUCUUCAAACACAGUAACUCUGAAAACCAGCGGUGAAUGCUUUUAUCCUAGUGGACAACAGUGCAACAGAGAGACCAAAACGCUUCAUAGCCAAGAUCUCCUGUACUCUUAUGCAGCUUACUCUGCCAAAGGAACUCUUGAGGCAGAACUUGUUGAUAUACAGUAUGGGACCGUGGAAGACUUGAUCCGGACUUAAGCCAUUACAAACGUGACCAAAAAAAUUGCACUUCUGAAGCUAGGACAAUCACCUUUGCUUUAUAAG
This is a messenger RNA of Cariama cristata (Red-legged seriema), 888 nucleotides long. RefSeq names its product N-acetylated alpha-linked acidic dipeptidase-like 2 (gene NAALADL2). The record is from RefSeq and is a predicted model, not a curated record. The transcript is spliced from 4 exons. The annotation marks the transcript as partial. NCBI's taxonomy places the organism in Eukaryota, Metazoa, Chordata, Aves, Cariamiformes, Cariamidae.